This is a messenger RNA of Mercenaria mercenaria, 1205 nucleotides long. Its product is annotated as cornifelin homolog. The coding region runs from base 102 to 461 and encodes 119 amino acids. The record is from RefSeq and is a predicted model, not a curated record. NCBI's taxonomy places the organism in Eukaryota, Metazoa, Mollusca, Bivalvia, Venerida, Veneridae. The transcript has 4 exons.
AUUUACACUCUAUCAGGACAAGAUUUGCGCAGUAUUACAAAGUCAUUCUGUGUCUCCACUCAAACAGAGGAUUUUGUGCUGAAACGAAUAACACUAUCACCAUGGCAAUGUCAAACAUUGUGAUAUCUAACCAGCCGAUGGGCGGGAGGCAGAUGUUAAUAGGCUCGGUGGAAGGUCACAGAGACUGGGACACUGGUCUUUUUUCCUGCUGUACCGACUGCAAGUCAUUAAUAAUGACAUACUGUUGUCUACCAUGCGCCCUGUGUAAUAUAUCAUCUCGUGUUGGUGAAUGUAGCUGUAUGCCAUGGUUUGUCCCGGGUGCUCUGGUUGCACUGAGGACCCGAAUCCGAACCUUAGGUGGAAUACAGGGUUCAAUUUGUGGUGACUGUGUGGCGAUGUCAUGCUGUGGACUGUGCGCCAUAUGCCAGAUGCAGAGAGAACUGGACGCUAUGGGUCUCUAAACGCUGCGAGAAGGAAAAUACGCGCGCAUGUUGCGGGCACAGACAAUGACUGACUCAGUAUUUUGUAAAUUUCAAUUAAAAUGCAAUUCAUGUAUGAACAAACAGUCGAAUGUAUACUAUUUUUAACUUAAGAAUUCUGGACUAUGAACAAAUAAAGGAAUACUUUUACAUAUAUUUACAAUUCAUUUCGUUGUGCACACAUUUGCAAGCUGUUCCAAAGUUUUUGAAGUUUGUUAAAUUAACCAUGCCUUAACAUACUGAAAUGAACAAAUUUUAAACCUUUGAUUUCACCGACAUCUUUUACAUUGCUAGAGGUAUAUAUUAAGUGAUCUAUGAGAGCUGUCAACUUUACAGUUCUCCACGCGUGUAAAUCGGGAGUAAGUUUGCGAUGUUCACUACAGGGUAAAAAAAAAAAAAAAACAACCAAAAAAAAAUUUUCUUUGAUAAAAUCGUUUGAACUAGCUUAUGUUUUCGGGUAAAUGUGUGAUGAUUUAAAUAUAGUAUCUAAAUUUAUUAAUAACUUAGUUUUUCAUCUACAACACUUCCAACAUUUUGUCCCAUAUGCAGAAAAAAUGCUGUUGUUACUUGGCACUGCAUAUGUCAGAGUUUUGUAUAUAUAAAAUUACAGCCCUUAAUUGUUUUCUGUCUUCUUAUAUACAUUUUGCAUUACUAUACUUUACAUAUACAUGUAUAGAAAUCUUUUAUAUUCCUUUUACGCAAAUAAAUUCAUAUAUCUUUACAAUC